UAAAUGUGCAGAGACUCAGAGGGGAGGCUCAGAGUUGUUCAGUUACGGCAUCUGAACACACACAUACACACACACACACACACACACACACAUACACAUACACUCAUUCACACACAUACACUUAUUCACAGCACAUAUUUACAUACAGCCACACACACACACACACACACACACACACACACACACACACACACACACACACACACACACACACACACACACACAGUUAGUUCUAAAACCUCAACAAGACAGAUAGCUAUACAGUCAUAUAGUAUUUCAUAUUCACAAACUCAUCAACAUAUAUUCACACACACACACACACACACACACACACACACACACGCACACACACACACUCAUGUUGCGGGAGCUGCUGUUGGUGUGUGUGGUGGGCAGCGUUGGUGCAGCUGUGGGCACGAGUGUGUGUCCCUCUGUGUGCUCAUGUCAACAGGAAGGAGCUCUGCUGAUUACCGACUGCUCCGAACUUGGACUAUCAUCCGUCCCUGAGGAUCUAAACCCCCUUACUUCUUACCUAGAUCUCAGCAUGAACAACAUCAGCGAAAUCCAAGCCAACGCUUUUCACGGCCUGCCCUUCCUCACCGAACUGCGUCUCUCUGGGAAUCAGCUCCGACACAUCAGUGGCUCAGCUCUGCAUGGCCUGACUGCUCUCAAAAUCCUGAUGCUGCAGAACAACCAGCUGGAGAGACUGGAGAGUGAAGAUCCCUGGGAACUGCCCAACCUGCUGUCACUACGUCUAGAUGCCAAUCUCAUCGCAGACAUUCCCACUCAGACGUUUUCAGGCAUGCGCUCACUGCGCCACCUCUGGUUGGACGACAAUGCGCUAACCGACAUCCCGGUGAGCGCGCUGAGUGACCUUUCGACCCUGCAGGCCAUGACCCUCGCUCUCAACCGCAUCACACACAUCCCCGACUACGCCUUUAGGAACCUGUCCAACCUGGUCGUGCUGCAUCUUCAUAACAACCUAAUCCAGACUCUAGGGGAGAACUGCUUCGAGGGCCUGCGCAGUCUCGAGACUCUCGAGCUGAACUUCAACAGUCUUCAAGAAUUUCCCGCAGCCAUCCGGACACUAAACAAACUCCAGGAGCUGGGUUUCCACAACAAUAACAUCAAAGUGAUUCCUGAGAGAGCAUUUGUGAGGAACCCUCUGCUCCAGACCAUUCACUUCUAUGAGAACCCCAUCCAGUUUGUUGGAAGAUCUGCUUUCCAGUUUUUGCCGCAGUUACACACUCUAUCUCUGAAUGGUGCCGCUGAGAUACAGGAAUUCCCCGACCUGACAGGGACCACCAGCCUGCAAGUACUCACUCUGACCCGAGCUGGUCUCACCAGUCUGCCACCUGAUCUCUGUCAACAGCUGCCCAAUCUCAGAGUACUCGAGUUGUCUCAUAAUGCAGUCGAGGAUUUGCCAAGUUUUUACCACUGUACUUCACUGCAGGAGAUUGGUCUGCAGCACAAUCGGAUCAGGCAGGUCGAGCUGAACACGUUUCAGCAGCUCGUAUCACUUCGAUCACUUGAUUUGAGUUGGAAUCAGAUUGAGAUGAUUCACCCAGACGCCUUCACUUCUCUGCACUCUCUGCUCAAACUUGAUCUGAGUGAUAAUCGUUUAUCCAGAGUCCCCCUGACCGGCCUGAGCAGUCUUACUCACCUCAAACUGAGAGGAAACACACAUCUGUCUCACUCCUUCAGAGAGGAAGAGCUACCAAACAUCAGGGUAAUUGAGAUGCCCUAUGCCUAUCAGUGCUGCGUGUUUGGAGCGUGCAACAGCUACAGAUCUGCCUCUCAGUGGGAGGAGUCAGCAGCCACAGAGGAGGAGGAGCUUCAGAAAAGAGCACUUGGCCUCCAAAUUCACUCUGACUAUGAUCCUGAUCUGGAGGAAUUCCAUGCAGCCAUUGAAGAGUCCAAACUCCAAACUAGUGUCCAGUGCACUCCAGUCCCAGGUCCGUUUAAGCCAUGUGACGCACUGUUUGACAGCUGGCUGGUUCGCUUGGGGAUGUGGAUCGUUUCUCUUGUCUCUCUGUUGGCCAACCUGCUUCUUGUGCUGUCAGUCUUCGCCUCGCCCAGCUACCUCUCACCCGUAAAGUUUAUCAUCGGCUCCAUUGGUGCUGCAAACCUGCUCACAGGGCUCUGCGUGUGCGUCCUGGCCCUGAUCGACGCUCUGACCUUUGGCGAGUUCGCUUCGUACGGUGCGCGCUGGGAAACUGGUGUCGGUUGCCGAGCAACAGGGUUCAUCUCUGUGGCAGCGUCGGAAUCGUCUAUACUGUUCCUGGUGCUUGCAGCGGUUCAGUGCAGCGUUUCAGUGUCGUUUGGAAAGUCGCCAUCUCACUCCAGCGUCCGGUGCGCAGCUGCGGGAUGCAUCACGCUUUCGCUGGUCUCCGCAAGUUUGCCGCUGCUAGGCGUUGGGAAGUUUGGAACUACCCCGCUCUGUAUCCCUUCGCCUCUCCCAGAUGCCCCACCCACCACACUGGGCUUUAUGGUAGCUCUAAUUAUGAUGAACUCCCUCUGUUUCCUGCUCAUCACCAGCACAUAUAUUAAGCUCUACUGGGAUCUGAUGAAGGGGAACUUUGACAGCGUGUGGGACUGCGCCAUGAUCAAGCACGUCGCCUGGCUCAUUUUCACCAACUGCCUGCUUUAUUGCCCCGUCGCCUUCCUCACGUUUGCCUCCCUGCUCUCUCUUGUACCAGUCAGCGAGGACGUGAUCAAAUCCGUCCUGCUGCUUCUCCUCCCACUUCCGGCAUGCGUCAACCCACUGUUAUACCUCCUUUUUAACCCGCAUUUCCGCGAGGACGCGAAGCUCCUGCUGAACCGAGCUCGCCUGGUGCAGGACCGCGUUCUCGACUCCUUUGUCUCCGUAGAGAUGGAGAAGAGCUCGUGCGACUCCACCCAAGCACUAGUUCCUUUUUGCUCCGAGGCAGACGCGAUGCUCGAGGGCUCGGUGCCACUCGUGCCAUGCCAGCUACAGAUGACGAAUAAAGAAAAUGACGCGAAGGAGGAGAUCGCGUGGAGCAAACGGAUGGACAAUCAGAGAGGAAGCGCUCUCAUUUCUGGAGUGUAUCAGUCUUCACAUCCCAUGUGCCUUUCGUAAAUCUGGGGCGGACAUUUUUCCCACAUCAGAACCCUUCCGAAUAGAAGAGACAUUUUUUAUAGACAUUUUCAUAUUAUUGCUUCAUAACGGAGUAAACAAAUAUAGACUCAAACUGUUGGACCCAACAACAUUAUAACGAUAUGAGAGGUGUAAUAAAUUCCUACCAUGACAUAA
This is a messenger RNA of Silurus meridionalis, 3274 nucleotides long. It is a transcript of the gene lgr6, whose product is annotated as leucine-rich repeat-containing G-protein coupled receptor 6. The record is from RefSeq and is a predicted model, not a curated record. Lineage: Eukaryota; Metazoa; Chordata; Actinopteri; Siluriformes; Siluridae. Gene Ontology annotation, molecular function: protein-hormone receptor activity; protein binding; G protein-coupled receptor activity. Gene Ontology annotation, cellular component: membrane. The coding region runs from base 359 to 3100 and encodes 913 amino acids. Gene Ontology annotation, biological process: G protein-coupled receptor signaling pathway. The transcript is spliced from 18 exons.